GUGGGGAACCAGGCUGGCUCAGCGCUUCCCUGGCACGGCAGCGAUGUGACCCCGGGUGCCACCAUGGCCCCGGCGCCGGCUGGAGGGGCCCGGCAGCACCCCGCAGCUCGGGGGGCGCACGGGGAGGAGGAGGUGGACGAGGCUCCCCCAGCACCGCUCGCCGCCCGCUGCAGAUGAACGCCCUGGGCCAGGUGCUCGCAGGACGCCAGCGAUCGCUCCGCGCUGAGGCCGGCCGGGAGACAUGAGCGGCAGCACGAGCCAGCGCGCCGCCGUCUUCGUGGUCCUCUUCGCCCUGCUCAUGCUGCUGAUCAUCUACAGCUCCAGCAACGGGACCGAGGUCUUCCCCUACGGCGCCCUGCGGGGCCGAGCCCGCCGGCCCCCCGACCUGCGGCGAUGGGGGGUGAGCAGCGGGUACCUGCCCGUCUCCGGGAACAAGAGCCUGACUUCCCACUGCCACCAGUGCGUCAUCGUCACCAGCUCCAGCCACCUCCUGGGCACCCGCCUGGGCGCCGAGAUCGACCAGGCCGAGUGCGCCAUCCGCAUGAACGACGCCCCCACCACCGGCUACGAGGCGGACGUGGGCAACAAGACCACGUUCCGCGUGGUGGCCCACUCCAGCGUCUACCGCGUGCUCAAGCGGCCCCAGGAGUUCGUCAACAAGACCCCGGAGACCGUCUUCAUCUUCUGGGGGCCGCCCGCCAAGAUGCAGAAGAGCCUGCUGAAGAUCAUCCAGCGCGUCAGCGCGUCCUUCCCCAACAUGACGGCCUACGUCGUGUCCCCCGGCCGCAUGAAGCAGUUCGAUGAGCUGUUCCGGGGGGAGACGGGGAAGGACAGGGAGAAGUCGCGCUCGUGGCUCAGCACGGGCUGGUUCACCAUGGUGAUCGCGGUGGAGCUGUGCGACACCGUCCACGUCUACGGCAUGGUGCCCCCCAACUACUGCAGCCCGCGCUCUGCCCGCAGCCGGCGGCCGCAGCCCCGCCGCAUGGCCUACCACUACUACGAGCCCAAGGGCCCCGACGAGUGCACCACCUACAUCCACAACGAGCGCAGCCGCCGGGGCAACCACCACCGCUUCAUCACGGAGAAGCGCGUCUUCGCCAGCUGGGCCGGCCUCUACAACAUCACCUUCUCCCACCCCGCCUGGCCCUAGGGCGGCCGCACCGAGCGGGGACCCCUGGGAACAGGGACGGGGUCCCCUUGGGAUGGGGUCCCCUUGGGACGGGGUCCCCUUGGGAUGGGGUCCCUUUGGGACGGGGUCCCCUUGGGACGGGGUCCGGGCCACGCCGUGCGCCCUGGGGCUGAUGGAGCCAUCGAGGACCGCCUGCCACCGCCGUGCCCAAGGGCUCCGCGUGCCCGUGGUGUGAAGGGUUUCGGGGUGGCGUGUCCCCUCCCGCAGGACAGCAGGCAGGGGAGCCGUGGGGGCAUCGCACGGGGGUUACAUCCUGCACAGAGCCAGCUCCGAACCUCCCCGGCUGCCUCGCAGCCCACCACCCUACAAGCACACCCGGGGGCGGUCCGG
This is a messenger RNA of Oxyura jamaicensis (ruddy duck), 1519 nucleotides long. RefSeq names its product ST6 N-acetylgalactosaminide alpha-2,6-sialyltransferase 6 (gene ST6GALNAC6). The coding region runs from base 242 to 1150 and encodes 302 amino acids. The record is from RefSeq and is a predicted model, not a curated record. Gene Ontology annotation, molecular function: alpha-N-acetylgalactosaminide alpha-2,6-sialyltransferase activity. Gene Ontology annotation, biological process: ganglioside biosynthetic process; oligosaccharide metabolic process. The transcript is spliced from 6 exons. Lineage: Eukaryota; Metazoa; Chordata; Aves; Anseriformes; Anatidae.